AUGAAGGCUGUUCGUAAUUUGCUGAUUUAUAUAUUUUCCACCUAUCUACUGGUUAUGUUUGGAUUUAAUGCUGCCCAAGACUUCUGGUGUUCCACGCUGGUGAAGGGGGUCAUUUAUGGAUCGUAUUCUGUAAGUGAAAUGUUUCCUAAAAACUUCACAAACUGCACUUGGACGCUGGAAAAUCCAGAUCCGACCAAAUAUAGUAUUUACCUGAAAUUUUCCAAAAAGGACUUCAGCUGCUCCAACUUUUCCCUCUUGGCUUAUCAGUUUGAUCAUUUUUCCCAUGAAAAAAUAAAGGAUCUUUUAAAAAAUAACCAUUCUAUAAUGCAGCUCUGCGAUUCCAAGAAUGCUUUUGUAUUUCUGCAGUAUGAUAAGAAUUUUAUUCAGAUACGCCGUGUCUAUCCUAUCGAUUUCCCAGGAUUACACAAAAAAGAAGACGACCAAAAAUCCUUCUUUGAGUUUUUGGUGUUGAACAAGGUGAGCCCAAGCCAGUUUGGGUGCCAUGUAUUAUGCACUUGGUUGGAGAGCUGCUUGAAAUCCGAGAACGGGAGAACUGAGUCCUGUGGGAUCAUGUAUACAAAAUGCACCUGCCCUCAGCAUUUGGGAGAAUGGGGUAUAGAUGACCAGUCCCUGGUGUUGCUCAAUAACGUGGUGCUGCCCCUCAACGAGCAGACGGAGGGCUGCCUGACCCAGGAGCUGCAAACCACCCAGGUCUGCAAUCUCACCAGAGAAGCCAAACGGCCGCCGAAAGAAGAAUUUGGAAUGAUGGGAGAUCAUACAAUUAAAAGUCAGCGACCUCGAUCUGUUCAUGAGAAAAGGGUCCCUCAGGAACAAGCUGAUGCUGCUAAAUUUAUGGCACAAACUGGUGAAUCUGGUGUUGAAGAGUGGGCCCAGUGGAGUACGUGUUCAGUUACUUGUGGUCAAGGGUCGCAGGUGCGAACCAGAACUUGUGUAUCACCUUACGGGACACACUGCAGCGGCCCUUUAAGAGAAUCAAGGGUUUGCAAUAACACUGCCCUCUGUCCAGUACAUGGCGUUUGGGAGGAAUGGUCACCUUGGAGUUUGUGUUCAUUCACAUGUGGUCGAGGCCAAAGAACUAGGACAAGGUCAUGUAUACCUCCCCAGUAUGGGGGAAGAUCAUGUGAUGGACCUGAAACACAACAUAAACCUUGCAAUAUUGCACUCUGCCCUGUCGACGGACAGUGGCAGGAGUGGAGCUCGUGGAGCCAGUGCUCGGUGACCUGUUCCAACGGCACCCAGCAGCGGAGCCGGCAGUGCACGGCGGCCGCCCACGGCGGCUCCGAGUGCAGAGGGCCCUGGGCCGAGAGCCGGGAGUGCUAUAACCCCGAGUGCACCGCAAAUGGCCAGUGGAACCAGUGGGGCCACUGGAGUGGCUGUUCCAAAUCCUGUGAUGGUGGCUGGGAGAGACGGAUAAGGAUCUGUCAAGGUGCUGCCGUGACUGGGCAACAGUGUGAAGGAACCGGAGAGGAAGUUAGAAGGUGCAGUGAACAGAGGUGUCCCGCACCUUAUGAGAUAUGUCCUGAAGACUAUUUGAUGUCAAUGGUGUGGAAAAGGACCCCAGCUGGGGACAUGGCAUUCAAUCGAUGUCCUCUUAAUGCCACAGGCACCACUAGCAGACGCUGCUCUCUCAGUGUUCAUGGAGUGGCCUUCUGGGAACAUCCAAGCUUUGCUAGAUGCAUAUCAAAUGAGUACAGACACUUGCAGCAUUCAAUUAAGGAGCACCUCGCAAAGGGACAGAGGAUGUUGGCUGGUGAUGGCAUGUCCCAAGUAACCAAGACACUACUGGAUUUAACUCAGAGGAAAAAUUUUUAUGCAGGGGACCUUCUGAUUUCUGUGGAAAUUCUCAGAAAUGUUACAGACACAUUUAAAAGAGCAAGUUAUAUCCCUGCAUCUGAUGGGGUGCAGAACUUCUUUCAAAUCAUUAGUAAUCUCUUAGAUGAAGAAAACAAAGAGAAAUGGGAAGAUGCGCAACAGAUCUAUCCGGGCUCGGUGGAGUUAAUGCAGGUGAUUGAAGAUUUUAUACACAUUGUUGGAAUGGGAAUGAUGGACUUUCAAAAUUCAUACCUAAUGACUGGAAAUGUAGUGGCUAGCAUUCAGAAGCUUCCUGCUGCAUCUGUUUUAACCGACAUCAAUUUCCCCAUGAAAGGAAGAAAAGGAAUGGUUGAUUGGGCACGAAACUCAGAAGACAGGGUGGUCAUUCCAAAAAAUAUCUUCACCCCUAUGUCAACAGAACUAGAUGAAUCAACUGUAUUUGUGCUUGGAGCAGUGCUAUACAAAAAUUUAGAACUCAUUUUGCCCACUUUGAGGAACUUUACUGUUGUCAAUUCAAAAAUCAUCGUUGUUACUAUACGACCUGAACCCAAAACUACGGAUUCUUUCCUGGAGAUAGAACUAGCCCAUCUGUCUAAUGGUACAUUGAAUCCCUACUGUGUGCUGUGGGAUGAUUCGAGAACGAACGACUCUUUGGGAACCUGGUCCACCCAGGGAUGUAAAACUGUGCUUACCGAUGCAUCCCAUACGAAAUGCUUAUGUGAUCGCCUCUCUACCUUCGCCAUUUUGGCUCAGCAACCUAGAGAAAUAAUCAUGGAAUCAACUGGUACACCCUCAGUGACCUUAAUAGUAGGCAGUGGUCUUUCAUGCUUGGCCUUGAUCACCCUAGCAGUUGUCUAUGCAGCGCUAUGGAGGUACAUCAGAUCUGAGAGGUCAAUAAUUCUAAUCAAUUUCUGCCUGUCUAUUAUCUCAUCAAAUAUCCUUAUCCUGGUUGGACAAACUCAGACGCAUAACAAGGGCAUCUGCACCACAACCACCGCAUUUUUACACUUCUUCUUCUUAGCUUCAUUCUGUUGGGUUUUGACAGAAGCGUGGCAGUCAUAUAUGGCUGUUACUGGAAAAAUUAGGACACGGCUCAUAAGGAAACGUUUCCUGUGCCUUGGAUGGGGUUUACCAGCAUUAGUGGUUGCAAUAUCAAUAGGGUUUACCAAGACAAAAGGAUAUGGAACAGCCCACUACUGUUGGCUGUCUCUUGAAGGAGGGCUACUUUAUGCUUUCGUUGGACCUGCAGCUGCUGUUGUCUUGGUCAACAUGGUGAUUGGCAUUUUGGUAUUUAAUAAACUUGUUUCCAGAGAUGGAAUCCUAGAUAAAAAGCUCAAACACAGAGCGGGUCAGAUGAGUGAGCCUCAUAGCGGUUUGACGCUCAAAUGUGCCAAGUGUGGAGUAGUUUCAACAACAGCUUUGUCAGCCACCACCGCCAGUAAUGCCAUGGCAUCCCUUUGGAGUUCCUGUGUAGUGUUGCCACUUCUGGCCCUGACUUGGAUGUCUGCAGUUCUGGCCAUGACAGACAAAAGAUCAAUAUUAUUUCAGAUACUUUUUGCAGUAUUUGAUUCAUUACAAGGCUUUGUUAUUGUCAUGGUCCAUUGUAUUCUCCGAAGGGAGGUUCAAGAUGCAUUCAGAUGUCGACUGAGAAAUUGCCAGGAUCCAAUCACUGCAGAUUCUUCAAGUUCUUUUCCUAACGGACAUGCUCAAAUCAUGACUGAUUUUGAAAAGGACGUGGACAUUGCUUGUCGGUCAGUUCUGCAUAAAGACAUUGGACCUUGCAGAGCAGCUACUAUAACAGGAACACUUUCUAGAAUUUCACUAAAUGAUGAAGAGGAGGAGAAGGGACCAAACCCUGAAGGAAUGAGCUAUUCUACCUUGCCUGGAAACAUCAUCUCCAAAGUCAUCAUCCAGCAACCAACAGGUCUCCACAUGCCUAUGAGUAUGAGUGAACUGGCCAAUCAGUGCUUGAAGAAAGACAACAGUGAGUUGCGGAGGACUGUGUAUUUAUGCACUGAUGAUAAUUUGAGAGGUGCAGAUAUGGACAUAGUUCAUCCUCAAGAGCGGAUGAUAGAAAGCGACUAUAUAGUCAUGCCCCGGGGCUCAGUAAAUACCCAGCCAUCACUGAAAGAUGAGAGCAAAAUGAAUAUAGGCAUGGAUACGUUGCCUCAUGAAAGGCUGUUGCACUACAAAGUUAAUCCAGAGUUCAAUAUGAAUCCCUCUGUAAUGGACCAAUUUAAUAUCAAUUUAGACCAGCAUCUUCCCACCCAAGAACAUAUGCAGAAUUUACCAUUUGAGCCCCGCACAGCAGUGAAGAAUUUCAUUGCCUCGGAGCUGGAUGACAAUGCAGGAUUAUCAAGAAGUGAAACUGGAUCCACAAUAUCAAUGAGCUCUUUAGAGAGAAGAAAAUCACGUUAUUCGGACCUUGACUUUGAAAAGGUCAUGCACACAAGAAAGAGGCACAUGGAAUUGUUUCAAGAGUUAAAUCAGAAAUUUCAGACACUGGACAGAUUUCGGGAUGUACCAAAAUCAGGCAGUAUGGAGAACUCGGCACCGAACAAGGCUCCAUGGGACAGUUUCAAAACCACAGGUGACUACCAACACUAUACAACGAUAAAUGUAUUAGACACAGAGGCAAAAGAUUCUUUAGAACUCAGACCAGCAGAAUGGGAGAAGUGUCUGAACUUGCCUUUAGAUGUGCAAGAAGGUGACUUUCAAACAGAAGUUUAA
Gavia stellata (red-throated loon) is the source of this 4563-nucleotide messenger RNA. It is a transcript of the gene ADGRB3, whose product is annotated as adhesion G protein-coupled receptor B3. The record is from RefSeq and is a predicted model, not a curated record. Gene Ontology annotation, biological process: negative regulation of angiogenesis; neuron remodeling; cell surface receptor signaling pathway. Bases 1 to 4563 code for a protein of 1520 amino acids. The transcript is spliced from 30 exons. NCBI's taxonomy places the organism in Eukaryota, Metazoa, Chordata, Aves, Gaviiformes, Gaviidae. Gene Ontology annotation, cellular component: synaptic cleft; plasma membrane; postsynapse. Gene Ontology annotation, molecular function: G protein-coupled receptor activity.